This is a messenger RNA of Cyphellophora attinorum, 1350 nucleotides long. RefSeq lists its product as uncharacterized. NCBI's taxonomy places the organism in Eukaryota, Fungi, Ascomycota, Eurotiomycetes, Chaetothyriales, Cyphellophoraceae. The coding region runs from base 1 to 1350 and encodes 449 amino acids. The transcript is spliced from 2 exons. The record is from RefSeq and is a predicted model, not a curated record.
AUGCUGGCUCUCAAAGGCGACUUGGGCGCCCUUCGCAGCAAUCCCACGAAGCGACCGAUUACGGUCACAGUUCUGGAUCUUCCGGCGGAGGUGCUCAGUCUCAUAGUUGAGGCUCUGUACUAUAGCAACGCAAAGCACGGCCGCGUGCGCUUCCUUGAACGGUUGACGGCCGCGACUCUGGCCAACGCCGGCACUGAAAGCCAUCGAUACCUCCAGCCAGCUCAAGAGGGUGUCCCUCGGCUAUCGCUGGCUGGUUUGCUCGAUGGGACAGUGCCAGAGGCGCUUAUCAGCCUGCAGGAGCUAGUGCUGGACACUGGCAGGGGUGAAGUUCGAUGGUAUCAUCCAACGCCACAAGCACCUCCUCUCCCUGCUAAGGGUCUGGCAUCGUUGAGAUUCCUCCGCCGUCUCGCCAUCAUCGGAGACUGGAAUCUGCCUCAGGUGUUUGAUCUUGAUCUACCAGCCCUUGAGUGCCUACGCAUUGCCUACGCACUGCAGCCCAGCGAUCCUCUGCACCCUGGAUUCAACGCUCUCGGUCCCUUGCGAGUUGCUACCACCAAUGACAAUUUCAAGAUCGACUUCGCAUCCCUACCCAGGCUUAGGUCUCUGCAUAUCGAAGGUAUUCGCAGGCAAAUUCCGAUCGAAAACAUCGUCGGCACCUCGCUGACAUCCCUGACGCUUCAUCGUCAUCCGAGGCCAAACUACCCGGACAAAGCCGUGCUGCAGCGCAGUCCUGGAGAUCUUGCCAAGCUAGCCAUUCUGGCACCGCAACUUCGCUGCCUACAGCUUGACAUCGGCAACAUCUCGAAGCUCUGGAAUUCCACCAGUGUUCCUGGAGUUGAUGUGGACGUGGAGCUGUACUCAUGGUUCGCCGCAUUGGCUGACCUGAAACAUCUUCGGACCCUUCGUCUCUUUCCUCCCUAUAAGUCGGCAAACGUCUUUACUGCGCAGGGUCCGCUCCAGAAGCAGCCACUGGACUCGGACAGCGAUGCAGUCGCAAUGUUCCUGCGCCUACGAGCCCAGAAUGCAAGUCUAAACACGCUAGUCAUCUCUCCUUCCGACCACGAGUUCCAUAUGCCUGCGAAUGUUGAGUACCACAGAAGACAUGACCACCUCAGGAGACGCAAUGACUUUCACGCCAUGGCUUGGGAAAUGUAUGCUUGGGGUGAGAGCACCAUCCUUACCACCAGACAGGCACGCAAACGAUACUGCCAACGACAAGUUUGGGUUGGCAACCGCCGACUGCGAUCUGAGAUUCUCCGAGAUAGCUAUGCUAUCUGUGAUAAUGUCAUGGCAGGCGGCGCGUUGGCGGAUGAUGAGGAGUGGACGCUCGAUCCUGUCAUGAACUUUUGA